Molecule: messenger RNA, 3270 nt
Organism: Saccostrea cuccullata (small rock oyster)
Lineage: Eukaryota; Metazoa; Mollusca; Bivalvia; Ostreida; Ostreidae
Product: glycogen [starch] synthase-like
Exons: 14
Coding region: 55-2151 (698 amino acids)
Biological process (GO): glycogen biosynthetic process
Cellular component (GO): cytoplasm
Molecular function (GO): alpha-1,4-glucan glucosyltransferase (UDP-glucose donor) activity
Source: RefSeq, a predicted model, not a curated record
UAGACAUCACAGAUUGUUCUUGAAGGACUGACUGCGUACUGCUGAGUAGUUGAAAUGUCAAUAAGGAGACGAAAUAGCUUUUAUAGAAGUUUUAAAGAUGCAUGUCCAGAAUUUGAAGAAAUGCUUUUGGACAGGGGAGCAACUGCAGCUGCACAAAACAAAUGGGUUUUCGAAAUCGCUUGGGAAGUGGCCAAUAAAGUGGGAGGCAUCUAUACUGUGAUCAAAUCUAAGGCGCCGGUCAGUGUAGGAGAGUUGGGGGAGCAGUACUGUUUACUGGGGCCCUAUAACGAGGCGUGUGUAAGGACAGAGGUGGAGAUCCUGGAGCCCUCCCACUAUGUGUAUAGACAGACAUUACAGGCAAUGAGGGAUGCUGGUAUCAAGGUUCACUUUGGUCGCUGGCUGAUAGACGGAUAUCCUAAAGUCAUUCUGUUUGAUAUCGGCUCGGCAGCAUGGAAACUUGAUGAAUUUAAACAUGAACUCUGGGAGAAGGCUAGUAUAGGGGUUCCCUGGCAUGACCGUGAGUCCAAUGAUGCUGUGAUAUUCGGAGCACUGGUGGCCUGGUUUAUUGGAGUGUUUCGUUCCAACCUGUCUGACAGUCCAAUUGUUGUGACUCAUUUCCAUGAGUGGUUAGCCGGGGCAGGUCUUAUUUACCUCAGAACCAGGAAAGUUGAUUGUACCACUAUCUUUACAACUCACGCCACCCUCCUGGGGAGGUAUCUGUGUGCUGGGAGCUCAGACUUCUACAAUAAUAUUGCUAAGUUUAACUUGGACAAAGAGGCAGGUGAUCGUCAGAUUUACCACCGCUACUGUAUGGAGAGGGCAGCAGUACACUGUGCUCACGUGUUUACCACCGUGUCUGAAAUCACAGGAGUGGAGGCUGAGUACCUACUGAAAAGGAAACCAGAUGUGAUUUUACCCAACGGUUUGAAUGUUGUCAAGUUCAGUGCCAUCCACGAGUUCCAGAAUCUCCAUGCCAUAUACAAAGAGAAAAUUCAUGACUUUGUCAGAGGACAUUUUUAUGGACAUUAUGACUUUGACCUAGACAAGACCCUGUACUUCUUCUCUGCUGGGAGAUAUGAAUUCACCAAUAAAGGAGCUGAUAUGUUUAUUGAAUCUUUAGCCCGGCUGAAUUAUUAUCUCAAGGAAGCCAACAGUGAGACGACUGUAGUAGCAUUCUUAAUCUUCCCAACCAAGACCAGUAACUUCAAUGUAGAGUCACUGAGAGGUCAAGCCAUCUCAAAACAACUUAAGGACACUGUUCACCAUGUACAAACACAGAUCGGCAAGAGGAUUUUCGAACAGUGUCUAAGGGGGAAAAUUCCCUCUGGAGAUGAGAUUCUAGAACAAGAAGAUAUAGUGAAAUUAAAGAGAUGUAUCUAUUCUGCUCAGAGGAACAGCCUGCCACCUAUAUGUACUCACAAUGUUAACGAGGAUGCUAAUGACCAGAUUUUAAAUGCCCUCAGGAAAUGCCAGCUCUUUAACAGGAAAGAAGAUAGAGUUAAGGUUGUGUUUCACCCUGAGUUUCUGAAUUCCACCAAUCCAUUGUUUGGGUUAGACUAUGAGGAUUUUGUGAGGGGUUGUCAUUUAGGUGUGUUCGCUUCGUACUAUGAGCCCUGGGGAUACACACCAGCGGAGUGUACCGUGAUGGGGAUUCCCAGUAUCACGACCAACUUGUCAGGCUUUGGCUGCUUCAUGGAGGACCACAUAACUGACACUCAGUCAUACGGUAUCUAUGUGGUCGAUCGACGUCAUUCAAGUCCGGAGGAAUCGGUUAACCGACUGGCUAAGAAUAUGUUUGAUUUUACCUGUCUAUCCAGGCGACAGCGUAUUAUCCAAAGAAAUCGUACAGAGCGACUCAGUGAUCUACUGGACUGGAGAAACCUCGGGGUGUACUACAGAAAAGCUCGCCAGAUCGCAAUAGCUCGAGUAUAUCCAGACCUUGCUGGCAAGGAGGAGGAGUUCCUACAGAGUAAAAAGUUCAAGUACCCCAAACCCGCUUCUGAACCCUCCUCUCCGUCAAUGUCCAGAAGUUCCACCCCCGCCCCCUCAGAGCAUGGGGAUGAUGACGACGAGGAUGAAAUUGAUGAAGAUGAAGAAAAUGCCGAGUUAAACUCCAAUCCCGAGGCUGACAGACCGAUGUUUAAAUGUUAGAGGAGAACUUCCUUCCUAUUUGUUUGUGCUUGGAAGGAAGGGAUUUUCCUUAAUCAGGUUUUAGAGGUGUGAUACUAUGGUUUUUGCUUUACAUGAUAUGUAAUGCCAUUAGUUUGUUAUAUGCCUAAUGAGUUGAUCUCAUUGUUGAAAAGCUUAUGUAUGCUUCACAUUUCCAUAAAUUUUUAGUGACAAUCAAUAAUUAUCACAAAAGCUAAGAUGUCAUAAGAAACAGACUGUUACAUAGAACUGAAAAAAAUGAAAUUUUUACUAAGAAUCAAAGGAUUUCUUUAUAUAAACUUUGAAAAGCUCAACAUGCUUUCAUAAAGCAGAUACAUGUAAUAUUUAUGUGUACAGAAAUUAACUUCUUUUAGCCUUAUAUCUUUUUAUGUACACUGUUAAAUUCAUUAUCCCUACAUAGAGAGAAUUCUGUGGAAAAUUAUACAUGUUAUCCAUUAAUACAGCAGCAAAAUUUUAGAAGGUUGUAUAUAACACAUUAUGCAUAUGAUGGGCUUUUGAAACUGCCAAAAAAAAAGCAAAAUAGAAUAAACAAGUUACUACCUUGCAUAAUAAAAAUUCAAUUUUUUUAAAAAUAAAAGAUCAAAAGGGCAUAUAUAAAUGAUGACCAGUCAUUUUAAUACUAGUGACAGCAUUCCAUUGCAAAUAAUUUUUUAUGGAUGUCACAAAAAUAUUCACAUUUCUGAGUCUUCUCAAGCUUUUGAUCCUUUGAAUUAAUGUAGUAAGUGUGCAGGUAUUACAUUUUUAAAUUUAUGAAGAUUAUGAACAAAUGGCCACUUAUUGGAACAUUUAAAACAGGAUACAUUUUGAUACAGAUAAUAAAAAAAUUAACAUAAACUUUUGUGGUAUUUUUUUUAUCAUCAUAAUAUAGCCAAAUUAAAUUCAGAAGAAAUAAUUUGGUUUAAAAAAAAAUUAUGAUGAUGAAUUUCAAAAUUAUUUAAAAUUUCAAGCUGCAAAAUGGUGUCACUAAGCAAAAUUUAGCAAUUUACCAUAAAAUACACUUUAUAUUGGCUAUUGUCCUAUCUCGUUAAGUGACAAAGUAAAAUUGAAAUGUUGAAAUCAAGAAUAGUUUCAUCAUUUCACAUGCCAAUAAAAAAAUAUAUG